AUGACCUCCGAGCCCGAGAUCGUUGACGCGGAUCACCCGUUCAACAAGCCCAGCGCCGACCUCAUCCUGCGCACCAGCGAUAACGUCGACUUCCACGUCCACAAGUCUAUCCUUUCCGAAGCUUCACCCGUCUUCGAGACCAUGCUCUCGCUCCCUCAGCCCCGGAAACCAGUCGGCCUCGCCCGUUCUCCUUCCACGAAAUUCGCGGAACAGAUUCAGGAGCUCAAAAACGGGCGCCCCGUCGUCAAGAUUCCGGAGCUCAAAAACGGGCGCCCCGUCGUCAAGAUUCCGGAGACGGCGGCCUCCCUUGCGAUGCUACUCCAAAUCUGCUAUCCAUACAAAGAUCCGGAUAUGAGCGAUCUGGACGAUACCAUGGAAGUCUUAGUGGCCGCGAUCAAGUACGAGAUGGACCACCCCACCACUGUAUUAUCCCAACGACUGCAAGCGCACGCCACAACGUCGCCGUUGCGCGUUUACGCUUUCGCUGUGCACCGGAGACUCGAGGAAGAAGCUCGGUUUGCAGCGAGGGCGUCACUUCGCUUCGGUCUGAACACUCUAAUCUCUCAGGAUGCACCAGAGAUGUUCGACAUAUCGGGCGUUGACUACCAGCGUCUCAUGCGUUACGUCGUGCGAUGCCAGACCGAGCUUCCCCUUAUUACAAAGGAUCUCUCAUGGCUUCCGAAAGGUCGGCCUUUCGAACAGGAGUCGGGCACUGUGGGCUGGGAGACCGGUAGAGAACCGCCUUGGUAUGGGUGCGGUGCGUGUAGGGGCGACUUUGGGGUGAGCGCUUGGUGGGAUCCAUAUCUUGGGUGGGUGCGACAGCGGUUGGCCGAACGGCCUUCUGGGGCGGUGCUUCUCGGAAUGCCGGCGUUGGUAGACCAGGCAAGUCGCGAGAUGGGGCUUAAAUGCUGGGAAUGCCGCACCGUCUCGGGACUCGGAAGCCUCAGGGCGUUUACGAAAUAUCUGGCGAUGGAAGUGGACCGGAGGACGGCUGAGAUCGCCGCAAACACGACUUUUUGCUAAGCUUGCGCUUUAUCUUCGGAAGCGUUCGACGGGCGGAGCAGGUCGCUUGGUGCAAGAUAGCGAGACGACAAAUAUACAUACAUAGCUUGCGCUUUGGAAGGGAUCGACGGGCGGAGCAGGUGGUGCGAGAUAGCGAGGCGAUAAAUAUUCCUACAUAGAGAUACAGCAUCGGGGAUGAGGAGUUCG
Messenger RNA from Punctularia strigosozonata HHB-11173 SS5, 1209 nucleotides. RefSeq lists its product as uncharacterized. NCBI's taxonomy places the organism in Eukaryota, Fungi, Basidiomycota, Agaricomycetes, Corticiales, Punctulariaceae. Gene Ontology annotation, molecular function: protein binding. The transcript has 2 exons. The record is from RefSeq and is a predicted model, not a curated record. The coding region runs from base 1 to 1023 and encodes 340 amino acids.